AUGCAAGUCCAAUGCCAUCGCGAAUCCAAAUAUUUAAAACAAUGGGACCAGAUGUCUCACUACCUUCGAAACCUGUAUUUGCGUUGGGGAAUUUGGUUAAAUACUUCGAUGUACUAUUGCGAACAUUUUGAACUUAUUAAAGAAAUUAUCGAUAAAUUAGAUGAAAAAGACGCAGUUGCAGUUUCCAAAGCUGAACAUUUAUUUUCUGCAUUUAACUUGAAACAUAACUUAGUAUACAUUAAGGCAAAUUUUACUACGUUAGCAAUAUCUAUUACGCAAUUAGAAACUUCCGGUAUAACUUUAGCUGAUUCUAUAAACAUUAAAAUAAAAAUAAAUAUAAAUAAAUAA
Messenger RNA from Cinara cedri, 348 nucleotides. Lineage: Eukaryota; Metazoa; Arthropoda; Insecta; Hemiptera; Aphididae. The record is from the annotation of a GenBank genome assembly.